CAGCAAACGUCGAAUUCCAUAUGAAAAUUUUCCUUUGCAGAAUUUGUGGAGCGUUCGUAGCAACGAAUGCAGCAAAUAUUAUUCAAGUACAUUGGAUGGAAAGAAUUCAUAGAAUUUUGAUGAGGAGAUUUCCAUAGAGAUUAAUCCUUCAAGAUGAUGGAACUAAGUUUAAACCGAGUGGAUUAUCUCCAGGUUGGAGUGACAUGCCCUCGUACUAUGAGAUUGUUACCAGAGAAGAAAGCCAAAGCUCCUCAGAAGGUGGCGGUAGCUGAUCAGGCAGGAAUUAUUCAGUGUUUUAAUAUCAAGAAAGGGGAGGCAGCGAGUGCCUUCAAGACGUUACCAGGUCCCAAGAUAUCUCGUUUAGAGCUGGGCGGAAGCCUUGGGUCCCUGGCAGAUAAGAUCUUCGUCGCUUGUGGGUCCGAGGUCAAAGGUUUCACAAAGAAGGGCAAACAGUUUCUGGGUUUUGAUACAAAUCUGACUGAGAGCAUCAAAACUAUGUGGGUGUGUGGCAGCCAUCUUUUCAUUGGUGGUAACUACAUCUUCAACCACUAUCUGGAUUGCAAGGAUGAGAAUUACUACCUCUGCAGUGAUCGCAUCAAUGACCUCUUGUGCUUACCGAUGACCCGGGUCAAAGAGGUCACACCAGUGUUGGCCUGCCAAGACCGAGUGUUGCGGGUGAUCGAAGGAUCUAAUCUACUCUAUGAGGUAGAGGUGGCCGGUCCUCCGCAGUCCCUCAGUAUCUUUGCCGAUGAAGGAGGUGAAGAUGGUGAAGAUGUCCUGUAUGGAACAUCAGAUGGUAAAGUCGGUUUGGUUCAGUUAAACAGAAUAUCCCCCAGUCAUAAAUGGGAGAUUCCAAAUGAGAAACGCAAUGGUGGAGUCCUGUGCAUGGAUAAUUAUGACAUUACAGCUGACGGGAUCUCGGAUCUUUUAUUAGGUCGUGAUGAUGGGAUGAUAGAAGUCUAUGGUUACAAUGAUGCCGAUGAGCCAAUACUUAGAUACAGUACAACCUUAUCUGAGAGUGUGAGCUCAAUACAAGGAGGGGUGGUCAAUUCUUCAGGGUUUGAUGAAGUUGUAGCAUGCACUUAUGCUGGAUGGAUGCAGGGCCUAACCACUGAACCAAGCCACAAAGAAGCAGGUCCAGGUCAAAAGGUCCAAGUCUCAGAUGAAACACAAGGCAAAAUUUCUCAUCUAAAGAGUGAGUUAGAAUCACUUCAGAGCAAAGUAAUGCAGGAGAGAGAGAAGUACCAUUACCAAGCCAUGAAUACCAAGGCCAUCUCUGCAGUCCCUCAGUUCAACAUCAAUGAUCGGUUCUCACUGAAUCGAGACGAUGCUAGCUAUACACUCAGCAUCGAGGUCCAGGUUGCUAUCGACAAUGUCCUUCUUCAGAGCGAUGUUCCGAUUGACUUACUGGAUACAGAGAAGAACACAGCUGUAGUCAGCUACAGUGCUUGCGAUACAGAGAAUGGAAACUUUUUAUUAGCUACGUACCGUUGCCAGGCCAACACGACGAGACUUGAGUUGAAGAUUCGUAGCAUAGAGGGUCAGUAUGGGACGUUACAAGCGUACAUCACACCUAGACUGCAGCCUAAGACCUGUCAACUAAGACAGUACCAAAUCAAACCACUCUCACUUCAUCAACGUACACAUAUGCUUGAUGACUCAAGGCCAAUGAAUCAAUUAAAACUGACAGGUCAGUUUAGUCUUGCUGAGAUUCAUUCCUGGGUGUCCUAUUGCUUACCUGAGAUACCUGAGAGAACACCUCCAGGAGACUCCAUCAACUUUCAUUUCCUCUCUACAUUCCUUGAUACACAGCUAGAUUGUCUCUACAGGAAAGGGGAGGGCAUCUUUCGCUCAGACAAUAUCUCGACCAUCUCAAUCUUAAAGGAUGUUCUCACCAAGGAAGCCACUAAGAGAAAGAUCAAUCUCAACAUAUCUUAUGACCUAGCUGAUGAGUCUGUAGCUAAUACUCUGAGACGUAUUCAUCCUAAGCUUGAGUACCAGCUGUUGCUUGCAAAGAAAGUCCAGCUUGUUGAUGCUCUUAAGGAGCUACAGAUCCAUGAAGGAGAUCUUGAAUUCAUGUCUCCUGAAUAUCGUCAGAUCCUUGAGGAGGCUGAUACGCUCCAGCAGGAGUACAAGAAACAACCAUGUCACCUUGAAAGACUCUACGGGAUGAUCACGGAUCUCUUCAUCGAUAAGUUCAAGUUCAAGGGGUCAAAUGUCAAGACGAAAGUGCCUCAGCUCUUGGAAGUCUUAGAUAACUAUGAGCUUGACAACCUGAUCGGUUUCUUUGAUUCAGGGGGAGUGUGAAUGUUACACAUUUACUUUUGUCAGUGAUUUUCACUCACUUAUUUGCUCUGAGCCAAUCAGAUGCUAGGAUUUCAGUAGCUUAUAACAAAUAGUCAGUGAAAAUCACUCACUAUUUGUUUCAUGAAAUGCGCCUAUGGUCCAACUUCAUUUUGUCUUCAUCUAGUUUGCCUUCUCACCAUUGAGACUAAUUCCACUUCGCCUCAUAGCCAGUUUUUCUAUUAUUCAGUUUUAAUCUAAAAAUAUCUGGAUUAUAUUUCAUUGUUUCAUAAAGCUGUUUGUAGAGUUAAGAACAAUUUUAUGCCUAAUUUUAUCAUUUCAUUGGUGCCCAGUCAGGAACAUAGGGAUAUCCUGAAAGGGUCACUGAUCGUUUGUAAAAUUAUGUGCAACUUACGAACAGCUUUAUGUGAAAUGGCCCUAGGUCAAUUUCACUUCAUCCAAGGUGAGAUAGCAAUUAUACUAAAUAUUAAAUGAAUUUGGAUCAAAUGACAAUCGGCUAAAGUGGUCAUUAGACCUGGUAAUUAUACCAAAUGUCAAUAAGAAGAAAUGAAACAUGGACCAAAAGAGUUUAGCUCAAAUGAGUUUUGGUCUUUAAAUUAGGUCAAGUGGUUUUAGACAAAGUGUGCAUCAAUCAUGUUGCAUUAAUUCUAAAUCUGUUCCAUUCACAUUGAGAUUUUAAGCUUGUAAGUCAGUUUGAUAGUGGAAGUAAAUAAUAAAUUUCCUUCCUGUACAUUUAUUGGUUGCUUUGAGUGACUCGGAGCUGAUAGGAAGGGGUAAAGUGCAGUACAGUCAGCAAGGAAUUACAUGAGUUUUAAUAUGAGGUGGAAACUAUUAACAAUUAAUAGUUGUUUCAUUACAUGGCCCCCCCCCGGGAUCCCAUUAAAGGUUGAAGUGUAUCACUUUCAAAUGAAUUGUAAAAUUUUUAGAAUUCUAGUGCUAAUCUUAAAUAGAGAGGUGCACAUAUCCACUCCAUUCAUUUAUCACAUCUGUACCUGACUUUUUUUCAAAAAGACCACUUAUCUUCAAAAGAUAUGGGUCCUUGUCAUAAGACUCAUGAUUUUAUGCAAACAUCUGUGAAAAAACCUUGCACAUUCAUAUGACAAAGUACUAGUAUUAGGUAACAUAGGGUUAAUUGGACCUGAAGAUUUUUAAAAAGUUUGUUUAGUGAAAAAUAAGCCAUUCUUAUCCUAAAUCCGAGUUUGAUUAAAUGUUCAGCUUAUGCUUGUUUGAUUUUACUCUAUUCAUACAAAUCAACGUUUUUAGGGGGGGGACUUGACAUUUAAAUAGUUUGAAUUUCAUUUUUCUAGCAUUCAUGUUGUUUAUUCACAUUUUUCUUGUAUUUAUUAGUUUCUGGAUUUUAAUACGGUUAAUUUUAAAAAACAAAUUACUAUUAGUUGAAGAUGAGAAUAAUGUGAUUUUCUUAAGACAGGUAUAUAGAUUCAGAUAUAGUUUGAAAGUCUUCUCUCCCCCAUCCCAUAAAAAGAAAAUGUUUAUCAUGCAAGUUUUGGGUGUCGAGAUUUAAACCUGUUAAAUGGUUACUUGUACAAAUCAAGAUGCAUGUCUGCAAACAUAUACAGAAGAUAUGUUGCUGUCCAUUAUUACUUAUCAGUUGUGUUUUUAUUGUGAAAAAGAAAUCAAAAUUUACCAAAUCGAGGCAAAAACGGCGGACUGUAGAACAAGGACCUUAUUAAGAGACUGUCAUAUAUUGGUAUAACUAUUGUCUUGAGUGUUCAACUCAUUAUGCAUUCAGGCGGGUGUUUCACAAAGAUUUAAGUAUGACUUAAGUCGCACUUAAAUGCCGAUGCAUACAAGAUAUGCAACGCGCAAUCUUAUUGAUCAAUACGCAGUAGUGCGUGUCCUCUUCGCAUGAUCUGACCAAUGCGGUCAUGCCUUUUGUACCGCAUGCAAGUGCGACUCUAAGUCAUACUUAAAUCUUUGUGAAACACCCUCCUGGUUCUAAUUUUUUUUAUGGAUGGAAGGAGGAAUAAAAAGGUAUUGGAAGAAGUGUGCCAACUUUUCUUGAAGGUCACCUUCAACACAAAUCUCAUCAAGAAAGGUGAAAUCUACAACAAGAGAUUAAUUAAUGACAAGAUGUAAUGUACAAGCAUUGAAUUUCAGAGGUCUGAAAUCAACAAGCAAUUAAUAUUUGAUGUUGAUUCUACAUUCCACCUGUCAAUCCUAGUGUGAAAUGUACUCUCAGUUGGGAUGAAAUGAACAAGCAAGUUAUGCUAAUGAGGCCAGUGAAAUGUACACUUUAAUAUUAAACACAGAGGAAUCUAGGUUACAGUUACCAACAAGUUCAUGAUUUUUUUUUUAAUUGGGUAAAAAAAAAUGAUUGUUUCAAAAUCAGCUUUUCCCUCAACACUUCAAGAUAUGUCAUAAUUUUUUAUUGCAAGUGGGUUAAUUGCCUUCAAUUGCAAAUGUAAAUUAUAAUUUGCUUAUGGAUCAACUUUAACUUUGUACUUGCAUUUGCAAGAAGCAUACUGGUGAUCAAAUGGAAGUUUGCAAUUAAUUUCAAGAUUGAUUUUCAUUUGUAAAUUUGAUCCCGAUGGAUCAAUUUAAACUUUGUUUUAGUUUGUUCUUUGGGCCUGAUGUUAGCAUCAUAAAAAUACUGAAAAGUGAUUGAAAUAAAUAGUAUAAAAACUGUUUUUAAAAAAAGAAGAUAAUAAUAAGUCAUGCCAAAUGCAAGUUUGCUGCGAUUAACUUGAAGAUAUCUGAUAUGGUUACAAUUUCCAUUUUGAAAUUUGAUAUUGAUAGAUAAAUUUCAAGUAUGAAAAAAUAAAUUUAUACUACAGUGUAUCUGCUGCAAUAUGCAGAGGAGUAAUCAAAUAAACAUUUUCAAUAAUUUCACAACCCAUUUUAGAAUUGCAAUGAUCUAAAUCUUGAUACAAUGCUUUGACAGUUUGGUCAACUUUAAAGAAAGAUUCAGUUUCAAAAAGAACUUCCUUUACUAUUAAGAAAAAACAACAGUUUGUAUUCACCUUGAUAAAAAGGGAGAGGGGGAGGCUUACUAUGUAGUGUUCUACCGCCAGCCUUACACGCACUAAUGUGAGAUUAUGAUUUUUUUUUUCAUUUGUUUCUGUAAAUAAACAAGAUUGACUAUUUAAGAUCUGUAAAAUAUCUCUAUUCAUUGUGUCUAUAUGUGUAUAGAAUAAAUCAAUACUUAGACUACCAAA
Molecule: messenger RNA, 5480 nt
Organism: Lytechinus pictus (painted urchin)
Lineage: Eukaryota; Metazoa; Echinodermata; Echinoidea; Temnopleuroida; Toxopneustidae
Product: Bardet-Biedl syndrome 7 protein homolog
Exons: 16
Coding region: 154-2307 (717 amino acids)
Biological process (GO): intracellular transport; intracellular protein localization; non-motile cilium assembly
Cellular component (GO): BBSome; neuron projection; membrane
Source: RefSeq, a predicted model, not a curated record